Messenger RNA from Plectropomus leopardus (leopard coralgrouper), 1312 nucleotides. NCBI's taxonomy places the organism in Eukaryota, Metazoa, Chordata, Actinopteri, Perciformes, Serranidae. The record is from RefSeq and is a predicted model, not a curated record.
GGUAUUGUUUGUUACGGACUCUGAAACAGUGUCAGAUGCAGCGAGAGCUGCUGUUGGCUGCUGGGAAACAGCUGGUUUGGCACGGGAGGACGCAGAGCGAGCCGGCUCACUACUGCAGCAUCUGUGAGGUGGAGGUGUUCGACCUGCUGUUUGUGACCACCGAGAGCAACAGCAGGAAAACGUACGUGGUGCACUGCCAGGACUGCGCCCGCAGGGGGAGCACGAACCUGGACAACUUUGUGGUGCUAGAGCAGUACAAGAUAGAGGACCUCAUGCAGGUUUACGACCAGUUCACCCUCGCGAGUCCGCUGCCUUCCUCGUCUUGAUGGUAACACUGUUGUUCUGAGGACAGUCAGAAACCACGACGGACUCCAAUCGGAAAACUCUCCGGAAACCUCUUUUUGUUUAUUUUCUGAUAUUCAGGAAGAAAGCCGGCAGUCCUCAAACGGCGCUCUGUAGCUCUCCCAAACGGCAGCUGCGUGAAAAGCUGUGUGUCUAUGCAACCUGCUCAGAGAGGCGCGUCGCCCCCCGGUGGACUGGAGGGGGGCGGCGGCUCCUCCUGUCGUCACGACCAGACUGUUCUCCUGCUGGACUUCAACCACCGAACACGCAAAACCCCAUCAACAACAACAUGAAUUAACGUUUUGUACAUAUUAUGUUUUAACUGGCAACAUGGUCACACAAAGACUACUGACUGGAUUUCUUUUCCCAUUUUUGUCUUCUGUUUGUGGGUCGACACUAGAGCUUUGUCCCCCCGUCCCCCCCGUCCCCCCUCAUGAGACGAGUCAUUAGCAUAGCUGGUUUUUGUAUGUUAGGUAGACUCCUCCUCCUCGUCCUCGGUCAGGAAGAUUUAAAAAAAACAGAUUUGUAAUGUGAAAAGUUGAGUGACGCAUUCUUUGCAACAUUUCCCCAUUUUUAAAAAAAAUCAGCUGAUUUUGCUGGAACAAUGACGAUUAUUUCGGGGUGGGGGGGGAUCAUUUGUAGACAAACAGCCAAUUCACAGAGAAAAAGGGUUGCACAUAGACAAAAGAGUGAACUUUAAUUUGUUUUUUUUCUUUUUUUAUGUAAAUUUACACUAUUUAUAAAUGCAUAUUUAUUGCUUGAAAAUAUUUGUUGAUGGAAUGCUGUAAUUUUUUUUCCAGAGUACCUGCCAUCAAAUUUGAAGGAGCCGUGUGAUUUUAAGCUCGGCCCCUCGUACGUUUUCUAUAUAAAUAAAACUGCUUAGUAAGCGUUGUACAGAGACCUUCCCUUGAAUGGGUUUAUUGUUUGAAGGAUGUUUUAUGAGUCAAUAAACAAGAACUGUCUUUAUUUA